This is a messenger RNA of Parnassius apollo (apollo), 4905 nucleotides long. NCBI's taxonomy places the organism in Eukaryota, Metazoa, Arthropoda, Insecta, Lepidoptera, Papilionidae. The record is from the annotation of a GenBank genome assembly.
AUGGAUGCCAAGCAGGUGCUAUUCAACGGGCACUGCUACCUCUUUUCUGGAUAUCCAAGAGCAUCUUGGAGCACAGCCAAGCAAGUGUGCGAGGGUCUCAACAUGCACCUGUCAUCUGUGCACUCAGCAGAAGAGGAACGAUUUAUAGUGACCAGCAUUAGACAGAGCAGCGAUUACAGCGCCGGCUCGAUUUACUGGCUCGGCGUGAGGAUAGAGAGAAUCAGCGAGAACAUCAGCUGGGUAGACGGCACCGCUUUCGACUAUCAAGCUUGGCCGCCUUAUAAUGACACUGAAGAAUUAGAAGAGGCGUGUAUGGGUGUUCAGUGGAAAACAUCACCAGUGCCUUCCCAGCCCAGCGGAUUGUACUGGACGCUACAAAAAUGCAGUGUCACCGGUGGCUACGUGUGCAAGCGGCGCCUAAACGCCGAGCAUAUCAUAAGGAAUAAAACAAUUGAAGGGAAUUCAGGUGAUUUAUCUAGUCCGAAUCAUCCAGGAUUGUACGACAACGAUUUGGACUAUUGGAUUCAUGUUACUGGACCUCCGGACACUCGACUUAUCUUUGUCUUCCAUACCAUCGACCUGGAGUAUCAAAACGACUGCCUUUAUGAUUUUGUUGAGUUAAAGGAUAGAUUCAGUACGAAAUCGUCACGAUACUGCGGUUCAGUAGGAGAGACUAGAUGGGUUGCGACGAGCAAUGAAGCGACUUUGCAUUUUCACACUGAUUAUAGCAUUCAAGGGUCUGGUUUCUCCCUGUCGUGGCGUGCAGUGGAAUUAGUUGGUUGUCCAUCUCAGACCUUUACAUCCAAAGAAGGCACUCUACGUAGUCCAAACUACCCGCAUUUUUUACUACCUGGCCUCGAUUGCACUAUUGACAUACUAGCUCCCACAGGAAAGCGAGUAUUUCUUAAUAUCAGCCACUUUGACUUUGGAUAUGGAACGUUCGAGAAUGGAGUUCCCUUAAACGUAACCGAGGCUAUCCCCGAGGACACUUUUCUAGAAAUCCAAAUAGACUCCGAGAGCAUUCCUAUAAGACCUUUCGUGAAUCCAAAGAUACUUACAAACGGGAUGUUCGUCUCUCGAUCGGAAAUCCUGAGGCUGAGGCUGAGGACUGGUGAAAACGUCACUGGUGCGGGUUAUUUAGCACAUUUCAAGACAGUAAGUUAUCUCAAUUUAAGCCAUGUGGUGGAACUCCGAGGUCUCCACUCCGGUCAACUGUCGGCUCCUAAUUGGCCAGGCCUGCCACCGCUGCGCGCUAUAAUAUCAACUAGGAUCAUGGCGCCGCAUGGUUAUACGCUAUCAGCUGCAUUUUCAAAAACCCGUCUUGUUGCUCCACCUUCACCAAUAUGGCCAUGCGGGGAAGGGAACGGGUGGAUCGAGGUUAGAGAUAGUUACACCGACAACAAUGGCACUGAAUGGACGCUGUGUGAGGUCGGCAGGGGUAAAAGGAAAAUAGAAAGCACAGCGCCUUUAGUUAUCAACUCCUACCUGCAUUCUCUGAUGGUGACGCAACACGCCGAUGAACGUGGUGUUAGCAUUGAUGUUUCGCUCAUAGUGAAUAAGGAUCCUGAAUAUCACAAUAAAUUGCUGCUUAUACCCGAGGAGACGAAUUUAGAAUCUUGUUAUCCGAAUCCAUGCCUCAAUGGCGGUCGCUGUGCUACGGACGAAUCAAAAAACUUCUGCCAAUGUGCUGGAUAUUAUACUGGUAUAUUCUGCGUGCUGACGGCGUGCGAGCGCUCGCCGUGCGUGUUCGGGAACUGCUCGCUGGCGGCGGGGGCUGGGGCGGGCGGCGAGGCGUUCGUGUGUGCGUGCGCGCGCGGCUGGCGCGGGCGGCGCUGCGGCGAGCGCGUGCGCCCGUGUGCAGCGCGCCCCUGCAACCACCGCGGCGCCUGCCUCGAGCGCGACGGCGGCUUCCUCUGCCAGUGCAACCCCUCCUGGAAGGGCAAGAGAUGUGAGAUACCGAAUCCUUCACCCAACAUCGUCGGCCUUGGGACCAGAAUGCUUCAUGAGCCCUUUUGGCUUGGCCUGAUCGCCGUCUUCGUGGUGCUCGGUAUCAUAGGUCUCGUCUGGUGCGCCAAAAGACACUUCCCGGAGAAAAUAGAAAAACUCCUCGCCGAAGAAGCUGACAGAUGCGCAAGACGAAGUCCAUCGCCGCGUAAAAAACGGAAUAACUCGACACCGACGAAGAAAAAUGCAGCAGAGAAAAAGCAAAUUCUGCAACAGCUAAUUAGUCCAGCGUCAGCCAAUGACCAUUCAAAGAAGAUAACAAUGGGAGAGCUAAUACAAAUGUCAGAGAAAAAAACUUUAAGCACAGUAGAAAGCGCCCCAGCUUUUGUUGAAUAUGGAGCUGAAAAUAAGGACACGUCGUUUGCUAGUGAAGGAUCUACUCCAUCAACCUCGCCGUCAAUGCGUCACAUAUCAGAUCCAAAACUAGAGAAAAAGGUUACAUUUGCCAGAUUAUUGAAUAAAGUUUCAGCCGAAAUGAGUUCGAGCUCAGAUGUAGAUAUGGUUAACACUAUUACCAUUCCGAUGGCAGUAAUUGCUGAUCGAACUAUGAAAACUAAAUCUUCAAGUACACCGCCCUCUCCCGGUGUGGAAGUUAGAUCACCGCACAGUACAUCGAGCAAUCAGGGAAGCGAUUCAAUGUCCAGUCUGGAUUUGACUUUAGCCCAUGCAGCUUUAAAAAAAUAUUCAAGGACCCCAAAAAUUUCAAGUGCGGACUCAAUCCUUGCAAUGUUCCGCAACUUUUCUUCUUCAUCAGCGGCUGUAAUAUCCAGGGCGUCAUCUGGAGGUAUAUCAGCAUCCAGCACACCAACAGCUUCAUCACCGCAAGAUGAUACUGUGGAUGAUGACGUCUCUAUUGCCUCCUCUCACGUACCAUCUCUUGCCCCUGACUCGCCAGUCGCUAGACCUCACAACACCAUAGAAAUACAGGUUCUUGAUCCACUUAGCGCUCAUAAAUCAACGCCAUCGGGAAGCAACCUCCUGCACCCGCCAUCAAUCCUCCUUGAAGUUCCAAGCAGCAUAAAUAAGUGCCUCUCACCAAUACGCGAAUUGCCUACACCAUUACCAACUCCCCUCCCUACACCUUUGGCAACACCGUUGCCUUCGCCGCGAAUGCCAAGAUCUAAAAUGGAAACAGAUGUUAAAAAGGAAUCGACCACUUGUCUUUCACCCAGUGAAGAUGAGUUAGAAGAAAUCAAUACAGAGAAAACUGAAAGACCGAUAUCUAGUUUGCGAUUAAAGUUGCGGCAACAGGCUCUGUGCAUAGAUACACCAACGCCGUCCACUCAUAUUACUGAUUCACCUAGUCCAAGUUUUACCCACAGUCAAGACUCUGAACGCGAAAUGUCUUCUCCCUCUGCAGCCCCACCAACAUUAAGAGUACCCGUCCUCACUAUAGAGCGUCCUUCGCCGGGCUCCCCUCCUCCAAGACGAACUCCUCCGCAUUUAGAAUUCCAACCACCGCCUUUAAUCACUGUAACAUACAACGCCAGCGAGGAAUCGGAUGAACCGCUAUCACCAAGGCCUCCACCACCAUCGGCAAAUAUGUGCUACUUAAGUCCUUUCUCAAUGUCUGCCCGCGGAGAGAGAGCCCCAUCAGAAUCAAAUUUAUCCUCAUCCGGAUACAGUUCCAUGGCAAGUCCAGGUCCAUCCAGGUGUGGCUCGAGCAAUCCUUUGUGUCCGUCUGAAAUGGAAGAUCCGGGGUCAGGCGGUGGACCGUCAUGUUUUCAAUCAAGACGACGACCCUUAAUGAAAACCAAUUCCAGCCCCGCCAGUUCAAAUAACGAAACAAAUGAAAGGCGUCGCGGAAGAUCCGAUUCAGAAACCUUAUCCGAUGAUCCUUUACUGGAAUCUAAUGAUGAAGGAAUUGGAACUGAUGAACGAAUAGAUGAUGUCCCCACAAGUGCUAAGGAAAUGGAGAAUUUAGCUGUUUUAAAAGAAACUUUAGAAAUACCACAAAUUUGCUCUCCGAGUGGAGUGACAAAAUGCUCUAUAGUCAAAUGCAUAAGUGUAGAAAGAGGAUUAGAUGAAAAAACUUGUUUGAAACCCCCCAUGUUGCUAUCCGAUGGUAGUCGUCCUCUAAGUCCUGUUAGUUCGCGGAGCGAAAGUCCUGUAAGUGAUAGGACUGGUCUGGGCCAUUUUUCUCCACAUUUUUACGGCCGUCAGCUUCCAUUUACGGACUCUGAUGGGUUAUAUGACUUCCCUAGUUCAGAAUGUGUGAAAGGAGGUAGUUGUAAAGUAGGAAACAGUUCACAUCGAAAAGCUGGAAGGAGAAGAGACAGGCGCACGUCCAGGACAGUUUCACAAGAAGUUUCGGGAACAUCUAAAUCAACACUUCCACAUAUGCCGCAUUCAAUGCACAAUUUGCUAGAGGUACCAUGUGGUAACCGUGGCCGUAAAGGUGGCAGACGUCGCUCACGUUCACAAGCUCCGGCACUUGCGUCUUCUUCAUCAUCAGAGGAUUCCGUUUCUAACGCGUCGGUAGCGUCUGUUGCAUCGGCACGGGAACUAAGACUGCCUCCGGAUUUAGAAAUGCAGGAUACUUCUUCAAAAAUUUCGUCAAGUGUGGACUUAACUGAAGACUCGCGAAAGCCCGUCAAAGUUAAUAAACUGCGGACGAUUAGUAACCAAAUAAGAUUUCUCCGACGCCUGGAACGCAGCCUAAAAAUGAAGGAGAGUUAUCCCGCCCUCACAGACGAUGAAGGUGACGAAUCAUCCAGUGUUACAUCACCCUUAUUGCAAGGGCGUAAGGAAUUAAGUCACAUGACUGGUCAUGCAAUUUCUGCACCUCUGUUGAGCGCAGCGAGGCCUAAAAUUGUAAGGCAAAGACGUUAUGAUAGAUCUUUAUUAAGUGAAGACACUAGGACGUUAAAUAGCGCUGCAGGGAAUGACUUUUCUGAUUAG